Molecule: messenger RNA, 4105 nt
Organism: Spodoptera litura
Lineage: Eukaryota; Metazoa; Arthropoda; Insecta; Lepidoptera; Noctuidae
Biological process (GO): positive regulation of protein tyrosine kinase activity; neuromuscular junction development
Molecular function (GO): protein kinase binding
Source: RefSeq, a predicted model, not a curated record
UCAGAUUUAAGUGAACGCAGUGUCCAGUGGUGCCAAGUUUUAGUUCAAAAUAAAUAUUAAUUGCCAGUGUGAAAAAUGUGUUAGUUCAUCAUGUCGCAACGGUGGCGCUGCGGUCGCAUCACGUGACGUUUACAAUCCAAGAUGGCGGACUCGAGUCCCGCCAAUUCUAUCAUCGAGGGUACUGUGAAGUUUCGCGAUGGAAAAAAGUGGAAAUCGCGAUGGUGCGUCAUGCGAAAGUUGUCUCCUGUUGCAGACUGCGUCCACCUGCAACUGUACAAGGACUUGAAGGAGCGUCAGAAGAACGGCCAGACCAAGGCUUCCCUGUCGCUGCAGCAGUACCUGGGUAUCGAGUCUGGCUUUACCCUGGACAAGGAGUCCAAUACCCUGGCCAUACUCUGCGAGGAUGUGGUGCCAGUCCUCGCAUUUGAUACCCGGGAGAUACUGAUACAAUGGCGAGUUAAAGUCCAACAUAAUCUUGGGGGCAGCAAGGAGUUUGCAGCAGUCAUCAUAUCAUCACCCACUACUGCCAACAUAAGGGCAGGUCCCGUCAGAUUACAUGCGUGCGGUCCAAGACUAGCCCUGUGCGCUUCCAGACCACCUGAGGUUCUAGCUCUGUGGGACGUCAAGUUACUGAGACGCUACGGAGUGGUCGACAAAAGGUUCUGCGUGGAAGGAGGCUCGCGUUGUGGGAAGGGCGAGGGCCUAUUCAUCUUCGCAGCUGAAGGAGGCAGGGAGCUGACGGAACUCCUGAACGUGUACAGUCACGAGGCACAGUCCAGGCUUAGCAUAGCGUCUAGGAGUGGAUCAGUGCUAGAAAAACGCUUCUCAGACGCCAGUUCCUGCAUGGACGAGUGCUUCCACACGUCUCUAAGGUCCGUGUCUCCAUCCUGGGCUGGUCCUGCAAGCCAGACUAUGCACUGUCUCUCAGAUCUGGACUCCAGCCUUGAUGGCGAGGAGAAAUUCAGGAGACCAACCUCAUUGCCGCGGUGUUCCAGUUGCAUCGGGAAGAUCAGUCAUUUGACGAGAUCAUCAACAAUGAACACGCCAGGUUCAAUAAUGUCCCCAGUCUGGACAAUGGACAAUAUUCUAGAAAAGCGCUCGGAUUCUGACAGAGCCUCCAUAUACUCUCGUUCAAGUGGCAGUGCUUCAGAGUACAGUGUACCGCGCAGUGCCUGUCUCCUGGACAAGAGCUUUGAGUCCAAACGUGCGAGCCCAGUGACUUGCUGUACCCCAACUGUCCCGGCAAAGACCGGCGGCAGUUGCCAAUGCUGGCAGCAGGUCAAACCAUGCUGCUGUAGAAAGAAAUCCUUCAGCGGACCCUACGAGAACUACGAUGUUCCAAAAACACCAAUGCCCUUAAUACAGGAGCACCCAGUAGACUCUCACACAGACCCCUCCAGCAUAUACGAUACACCAAAGAAACUGAAAUGUCUGCUCAACGGGCAGCCGUGCACCUGCACACACGAAGCCAAAAACGUAGAGAACCAACAAACAGAUAAUAACAACCCAAGUGAUACUAGCAUUAACAAUAACGAAGCUGAGACACAUUCCAACUACGUCAACGUUACCCCACACCCCACUGCCACCAAGAAACCAGUCCCAGAAAUAGAUUUUGCCAACUACGCUAACAUAGACCUCUCGACACUUGAAAAGUUCGAGAAUUCCCUACAGAUUCUAAGAAGCGCUGGAUUCAGCCAGGAAGAAUUAGACGCUUUGGAAGACAUCCCUGAGCACGAUGACGAUAUAUCAACCGCUACAACGAAUACUGUGCAUCCCUCCACAGAUUGCUGUAAUGAACACUUAAAUUACAUGCACAUGGAGCCACUAGAAAUCAGUAUUUCAAGUAGCAAACAGAAUUUCUCAGACAAUAUAAGUCGGAUCAGCCAUAUGUCCGACCCCACACAACAUUCUGAGUCAGACAACACAAAUAGCACGCGACGAUCAAGUUCCGCGGACUUCACGAAGAGACACGAUGAUGACUAUGGGAUGAACAAUCGGAUAUGUUUCACUCCAACUGUUCUUAGAAAAGCUACGAAAACUGAUCGAAUUAACGAAGGCGUGCAAAUAAGUCUAGAAAUCAUUGAACCGAAAGAUAAAUUCAAAGUGCCUGAGUUAAAAAGCGAGAAUGCACUGGUGACUAAGUUUAGGGACGCUGUAAAAAUACGGCGUUCAUCAAGUGUUCCUAGUAAAUCGGACAAAAAUAGAGACUCGUCGAGUUCAAACGAUUCUGGGGUCUCAACAGGGUCUUUGAAGCAUCAUAAGGGUGAUUUUAACGAAUUUGAAAUGCCAAUAACAAGUUCGAAAUCAAUAAAAAAGCAUGUGAAGAAUAGUAAGCAAAUGAGGAAGGCUCUGACUCCAGUGCAUGCCUUCGUCAAGUCGAAUUCUUCGGAUCCGUUGAAGAACUUGACAUUUCAGUUUGAGGAGGUGGCGACGUUAACGAAAUCUAAUUCUUGUGAUGUGGACACGCUGACGAGACGGAAGAAGAGACCUGAAACGGAUGUCACAGCCCGCCACAGUCAGAUGACGACCAAAUCCACAUCGAGCGGAGCGUCCGAUACGUCGGACUACAUGGAAUCCCUCUCAGUCUCGUCCUUCAGUUCGUGUGACGUCUCGGCCGACAGACACGUCACUAGGCCGAGAUCAGGCAAGGAGUACGCGAGCAUCGACAGGACAGCCCUAGUCUAGUUGGAACCAAUAUUCGUGUCAAUGUUGGUACAUGUGAAUUGAUGGAAACUAUUUCGUAUGUUAUUACAAUAUCAUUAAUAUUAAUAGAAAAAAAUGAUGGAUCUUCACAACAAGCCUAUCUUUGUAAUAAAAUGGAACCGUUACAAUGUAAUUUUACGAAAAAAAUUCCCCGCUAAAGAGAUCAUAAAAACAUCGUGUCGGUAAUGACGUUGGUUCAUGUCACGAAGAUUUAUGAGCCAAACAUUUGCCAAACAUUCAUCCAAAUUAUUAGUUUGAACAGCGUUUGCCUACCCUGGUCUGUGACGCAGGACCAAGGUGUCAAUGUGUACUUAAUGCUAUGCCUACUUGAGGGAAUAACACGACCAACAUAAAGAUCAAUAACUAUUAAAAAAGGCCUUAUUUAUCGUUCGAUAAUAUACACAUACAAUCAGCCUAAAAUGUGGCUAUAAAAAUAUGUAUAUCCUACCAAAAAGGUAACCCAAAACUUAAAAAAUAUAAUCUUCUUUUAAAAGACAUCACUUUCAUAUAAUACGAAACAUUUCAUAAUCAUUUAAAAUGAAUAAAUAAUAUGAAACUUGUAAAUAUAAUGUACAUAUAUAAGUACAUACAGUUCAUACAUUUGUUCCUAUGUACAUAGUUUUAAGUAUGUAAAAGCAGUUAUGGACGAAUUUAGUUCUUUAGUAGCGUGCCAAAAAUAAUGUAGCUUGCUAUUAAACUGGUUUUGGGUAUUGUAAAAUAUAAUAUGUAACUUCAUUUCAAAUAAAGAAUGUUUCAAAUAAAAUUGUACGUCGAUUAAACAUUUAUUUAGAAUUCUGUGUAUCAUUUAAAAUGUAGCCCUGUAUAUUUUAAAUGUAAGUUUUAAAUGUAGUCCGUAAUCAUCAUUUAUUGUGUUAGGUACUUAAAUUAUUUGUGCCUUUACUUAAACAUGUGUUGCUAAAAUAUUGUCUUUCAUUUAUUUUUGUUACCUUCAUUUAAUUACUUUAAAUGUAACUUUGAUAAGUAGAUUUAUAAAGCAGUAUAAAAUGUGAAUAUACUUAUAAAUAAGAGUUGAUUAAAGUCGCCUAUACGCAAUUUAUAAGCAAUAGAAAAAGUAACGAUAAAAAAACAUUUAAAAUUAAUUACGAAUUGUGAAAGUGUUACUGGGAACGAAACAUAGAUGGCGUUAGUUUAGUUUUUAUUAAGAUGAGUGUUGACAUGGUCUUUUUAAUAAAAAUAAAUUAUAGUCAAUGCAGUAUGCAUUUAAAACGCAACUUAAUACGAUCAUUGUAAUUAAUUUUAAAUACAAUAGGUACAUUAUGAAUAAAAUAAACAAUAUUUAAAUGAAAAAUUUUAAGUAAGUAAGUACUUGUAGGAUUUUUAUAUAAAAAACUGCGUUCAUUCAAACAGUCCUACCAACAUUAAUAUAUUAUUUUGAAACAAA